AUGACCACGCUGGCCGGAGCUGUGCCCAGGAUGAUGCGGCCGGGCCCGGGGCAGAACUAUCCGCGCAGCGGGUUCCCGCUGGAAGUGUCCACCCCCCUCGGCCAGGGUCGAGUCAACCAGCUGGGCGGUGUGUUUAUCAACGGCAGGCCGCUGCCCAACCAUAUCCGCCACAAGAUCGUGGAGAUGGCCCACCACGGGAUCCGGCCCUGCGUCAUCUCCCGCCAACUGCGCGUGUCCCACGGCUGCGUCUCCAAGAUCCUGUGCAGGUACCAGGAGACCGGCUCCAUCCGGCCUGGCGCCAUUGGCGGCAGCAAGCCCAAGCAGGUGACGACGCCUGACGUGGAGAAGAAAAUCGAGGAAUACAAACGAGAGAACCCGGGCAUGUUCAGCUGGGAAAUCCGAGACAAAUUACUCAAGGACGCGGUCUGCGACCGCAACACCGUGCCCUCAGUGAGUUCCAUCAGCCGCAUCCUGAGGAGUAAAUUCGGAAAGGGGGAGGAGGAGGAGGUCGACCUGGAGCGGAAGGAGGCAGAGGAGAGCGAGAAGAAGGCAAAACACAGCAUCGACGGCAUCCUGAGCGAGCGAGCCUCAGCACCUCAGUCGGAUGAAGGCUCAGACAUUGACUCUGAACCCGAUUUGCCACUAAAGAGGAAACAGCGCAGAAGCCGAACCACCUUCACAGCAGAGCAGCUGGAAGAAUUGGAGCGUGCCUUUGAGAGAACCCACUACCCUGAUAUUUACACCAGGGAGGAGCUGGCACAGAGGGCAAAGCUCACCGAGGCCCGAGUGCAGGUCUGGUUUAGCAACCGCCGCGCAAGAUGGAGGAAGCAAGCUGGGGCCAAUCAACUGAUGGCUUUCAACCAUCUCAUUCCGGGGGGAUUCCCUCCCACCGCCAUGCCCACCUUGCCAACAUACCAGCUGUCGGAGACCUCAUACCAGCCCACUGCUAUUCCACAAGCCGUGUCAGACCCCAGCAGCACCGUGCACAGACCUCAGCCACUCCCCCCGAGCACCGUACACCAAAGCACUCUUCCUUCGAACCCGGACAGCAGCUCUGCCUACUGUCUCCCCAGCACCAGGCAUGGAUUUUCCAGCUACACAGACAGCUUUGUGCCUCCGUCCGGACCCUCCAACCCCAUGAACCCCGCCAUUGGCAAUGGCCUUUCACCUCAGGUAAUGGGACUCCUGACCAACCACGGUGGGGUACCGCAUCAGCCCCAGACCGACUAUGCUCUCUCUCCUCUCACCGGGGGCCUUGAACCUACCACCACGGUGUCGGCCAGCUGCAGUCAGAGACUAGACCACAUGAAGAGCUUGGACAGUCUGCCAACAUCUCAGUCCUAUUGUCCACCCACCUACAGCACCACAGGCUACAGUAUGGACCCUGUCACAGGCUACCAGUAUGGGCAGUAUGGACAAAGUGCCUUUCAUUAUCUCAAGCCAGAUAUCGCAUAA
This is a messenger RNA of Pipistrellus nathusii (Nathusius's pipistrelle), 1455 nucleotides long. Lineage: Eukaryota; Metazoa; Chordata; Mammalia; Chiroptera; Vespertilionidae. The record is from the annotation of a GenBank genome assembly.